Messenger RNA from Prosopis cineraria, 2704 nucleotides. RefSeq lists its product as uncharacterized. Lineage: Eukaryota; Viridiplantae; Streptophyta; Magnoliopsida; Fabales; Fabaceae. The transcript is spliced from 5 exons. Gene Ontology annotation, molecular function: DNA binding; protein dimerization activity. The record is from RefSeq and is a predicted model, not a curated record. The coding region runs from base 131 to 2704 and encodes 857 amino acids.
GAUAGGUUGAGCCGGGUUGAGCCGGCCAAAACCGUCAGUUGGGCCGCGAACCGGAGUUGGGCCGCGAACCGGGUCCGGUUUUUAAAAGCCGGACGGUUCUAUUUUUUUUGCCCCAUAUAUUUUAGAAAGAAUGCAGAACAAACCAGAGUCGCAGACAGAGGGAUACCGGCACCGCACGCACGCUCAGCUCUUAGAUUGCAGCUCGCAAGUUUGUCACGGUUUCAGAUCUCUCGUCUCUUUGAGCUACAAAGUCACCGUUCGGUACCGAUUUUCAGAUCGCCGCAUCUGGUUUGGCUUCUUGUUUCUAUUCUCGGUUUCACGGUUUCAAUUCAGAGCUGCGAACUGCGAAGUCACGGACUCACGGUCGGCGCAUCUGAAAAUGACAUCUGAAAAUGCUUCAACUACUGCAUCAACACAAUCUGUUAGAUCAAAGACAGAUCCUACAUGGGAGCAUUGUGCUGAGGUCAAGCUCCCAGAUGGCAAAAUUCGCCUAAAAUGUUUGUACUGUGCAAAAGAAUUUGCUGGUGGAGGGAUUCAUAGAAUGAAACAACAUCUUGCUGGAAAGAAAGGGGAUGCAAUAAGUUGCAAAAAGGUGCCUGCUGAUGUUCGCUACCGACUUGAAGAAAAUUUAAAGGAGAUUAGGGAGAAUAAAGGCAAAAGGCAAGAUAGUUAUGAAGAGGACAAUCCAUAUGGCCCUAAUGUCACACCAUUAGAAAGUCAUGAUGGAAAUUCAGAAGAAAUUUCUACUCCUCAAUCUCAAACCCUCAAGGAAAUUCAAUCACAAAGUCAAACGCAACUUGGAAAAAGAAAGGCUCCUAUUGACAAAUAUUUUGCACCAAGAACAACCCCAGGAGCACAGCCAGGGAUACGAAGUGCGCUUGCAGGUAAAGAACCUAUACGUAGGGCAGACAUGGCUUUUGCUAAGUGGAUGUAUGAUUGUUGUAUCCCAUUGAAUGUUGUCAAUUCAGCAUUCUUUCAACCUAUGAUUGAUGCGUUUACAGCUAUUGGCCCUGGUUAUAAAGGGCCAAGUUAUCAUGCCAUGAGAACUAAAUUACUGCUUGAUACUAAAAAGGAAGUUCAAUUAAUGGUUGAUAGUUUUAGAAACUUUUGGGAUGAUACUGGUUGUACAAUCAUGGCCGAUGGUUGGCAAGAUCAAGCAAAUAGGCAAUUGAUUAACUUUCUUGUCUAUUCUCCUAGGGGAAUUGUUUUUAUUAAAUCUGUUGAUGCAUCAGACAUAGUCAAGGAUGCCCAAAAUUUGUGCAACUUAUUCACUGAAAUGGUUGACUUUGUUGGAGUUACAAAUGUUGUGCACUUGGUAACUGAUAAUGCAGCUAAUUAUAAAGCUGCUGGGCGGUUAUUAUGUGAUAAAUUUCCUUCUAUUUUUUGGUCUCCUUGUGCUGCACAUUGUUUGAACUUGAUUUUAGGAGAUAUCGGUAAAACGGAUAUUGUGAUUGGCUUGGCAACACGUGCAUCUAUGGUGACAAAGUUUGUUUAUAAUCAUGCCUUUUUGCUUGCUUGGCUGAGAAAAAGAGAAGGUUGGACUGAAAUUAUUCGCCCUGGGGUGACACGAUUUGCUACCACUUUUAUUGCAUUGAAAAGUAUUCAUGAGCAUAAACAUGAUUUGCAAGCCUUGGUAACUAGCAAAGUAUUUUUAGAUUCUAGAUACUCAAAAGGAGAAAAGGCAAAGGAUGCGACUUUAAUAGUGCUAGACAAUCAAUUUUGGAAUGAUUGUAAAAUUGUAGUCCAAAUUGUUUCACCACUUAUUCGAUUGUUGAGGAUUGUUGAUGCUGAUGAGAGGCCUUCACUUGGGUAUGUAUAUGAUGGCAUGUACAGGGCAAGAAAAACUAUCAAGAAUAUAUUAAUGAAUAAAAAGCCCUUGUAUAAGCCUUACACAAGGAUUAUCAAGAAAAGGUGGGAUUCUCAACUUCGUCAGAAGCUUCAUGCAGCAGCUUAUUUCCUAAAUCCUGUGUUCUUUUAUGAUAAGCAGAGCUUUUCUAAAAAGCCAGAGGUUAUGGCUGGAUUUCUUGAUGUUUUGGAUAAGACAAUCACUUCUAACAAAACCAAGUUUGUACAAGAAAGUUUGUUGUAUCAAGAUAGAGUUGAUAGCUUCGGUCGUUCCUUGGCCAUUUCAUCUAUAAACUCAUUGCGGCCAAAUGAAUGGUGGAAAAUGUUUGGUGAUAGUGCACCAAAUGUUAAAAAAUUGGCAAUGAGACUCUUAAGCCAAACUUCAUCUUCAUCUGGUUGUGAAAGAAAUUGGAGUGUUUUUGAAAGAAUACACUCUAAAAAAAGGAAUAGGUUGGAGCAUAAAAGGUUAAAUGAUCUUGUGUUUAUUCAUUACAACCUUCGUUUGAGAAAUAGAGUUUAUAACAAGAAAAGAUCUUUUGAUCCUAUUGAUUAUGAAAGUAUUGGUGACAUUGAGUAUUGGAUCAUGGAAGAUGAAGAUUCUCCCACCCUUAAUUAUGAUGAGAUAGAAGAAGCUAUGCUUUAUGAUGAUACAAUAAUUCCACAAGUUUCUAUCAAUCAAGAUGAAGGUAAUAAUGAAGGAGGAGGCAAUGAGGUUUCGUCUGGGGGUGGAUGUUCAAUCAUAGAAGGACUUGAUUUGAGAUCUUUUGCCCAAGAAGAUGUUGAAACUUAUAGUUAUGAUGAUUUACGGGAAACUCAUGCUUGGCUUAAUCAGGAUCCACCAAUCUUUGAUAAGUCAUGA